Messenger RNA from Stereum hirsutum FP-91666 SS1, 609 nucleotides. RefSeq names its product NAD-P-binding protein. The coding region runs from base 1 to 609 and encodes 202 amino acids. Gene Ontology annotation, molecular function: oxidoreductase activity, acting on the CH-OH group of donors, NAD or NADP as acceptor. Lineage: Eukaryota; Fungi; Basidiomycota; Agaricomycetes; Russulales; Stereaceae. The transcript has 5 exons. The record is from RefSeq and is a predicted model, not a curated record.
AUGCCACCCUCCACAUUCACUCCAUUCGCGGGUCGCCGCGUCGCCCUCGUAACAGGCGCAGGAUCAGGAAUUGGGCGCGCCAUAGCUUUUCGUCUCGCAAGUGACGGAUACUCAGUAGCGUUGAAUGACAUACCUGGGAACAAAGAGGCUCUGGAGGCGCUCUCGGCCGAGAUCACUGGCGGCGAGAAGGACUCAGUGCAUCCAGAAUGGGAGGUCCAGAAGGUAGCUGUGCUUUGUGCGGACGUCACAGAUGAGGAUGCUGUGAAGGAUAUGGUCGAAGGUUGUGUUAGGGAGUUGGGGAGGUUGGAUGUGAUGGUAGCGAAUGCCGGAAUCGGUGCCGCACCUGAGCCAAUAUACCAAGCAACUAUCAAAAACUAUCGACGCGUCUGGUCUGUGAACGUCGAAGGUGUACUCUUCUGCUAUAAGUAUGCCUCUAUCCAGAUGAUCAAGCAGGGAAAUGGCGGCCGCAUCAUAGGCGCUUCCUCCAUCGUAGGCAAGAAAGGAUACAAGAACUUCGGCUCGUACUCAACAUCUAAGUUUGCGAUACGUGCGCUGACACAAACUUCCGCGCAAGAGCUCGAUGAGUUUGGAAUCACAGUCAAUGCUUAA